Somion occarium is the source of this 1680-nucleotide messenger RNA. Lineage: Eukaryota; Fungi; Basidiomycota; Agaricomycetes; Polyporales; Cerrenaceae. The record is from the annotation of a GenBank genome assembly.
GUUGACAAUCUCCAGUCAUGCCCUCUACGUUGGUGUUGGGCUCUGCGUUGUUCCUCGUAGCAUGGGUCAUAAUCCGCCUGAGCAAACUGGGCUCCAGAGAGCCUAGUCUUCCCCCCGGUCCGCCUACCAUUCCACUCUUGGGGAACAUGCUGGAUUUCCCUAAGUCUAGGGUCCAUCUCAAAUUCACGGAAUGGGCAAGACAAUAUGGUGAUCUCUUCUCGCUUAAGAUUGGUAACAGCACCAUUGUCGUGGUGUCCAGUGCGAAGAUGCUUCGCGAAUGUAUGGACUCUCGAGGUGCAACCAUGUCGGAUCGUCCCCACGUCUACGUUGCAGAACUUGUGAACGGCGGUCUAGACAUGCCUUGGUCACAUUAUGGUCCAACCUGGCGUAACCUGCGACGAGCUUCUCACGAUAUGCUUACGAAGAGUGCUUGUGAUAAACACUUACCCAUUCAACGCGCGGAGGCUACUCAACUCAUGGCUGACUUCUUGGAUACACCAGACCGCUUCUACACACACAUUUUCCGCUACUCGGCAUCUGUUAUCCUUUCAGUAGUGUUCGGCGUUCACUGUGCUUCGUUCGAGGGCAGCUUCAUUGAAGAAUUUCAUAAGAGUCAGCGCAAUUGGGAUAACCUGUUGCGACCUGGUGCAUCACCACCUGUUGAAGUCUUCCCGAUCCUCAAGUAUAUCCCGCGAAGAUACGCUCCUUGGAAGGAUAAGUGCGACCUUGUACGACAAGGUCAAACAGCCGUUUGGAGAGGUCUGUUGACGGAGUGCAUCGAAAGAAUGAACAACGGCAAACGAAACGAGGCCUUCCUCGAAUACGUCAUUGACCACAAGGAGAAGUAUAACCUUGACGAGACCCUCAUCGGGUACCUUGGUUUCGCUUUGAUCGAAGCUGGCGUGGAUACCACGUCGAUCUUCUUACAGUUCUUUGUACAACUCAUGAGUCUACACCCAGACGUCAGACAAAGGGCUCAAAAGGAGAUUGACGACGUAGUUGGCUCUAACAGGACCCCUACCAUGGAUGACUUAGAGCACCUGCCUUUCGUAAAGGCCAUCAUUAACGAGGUUAACCGCUAUCGUCCGUUUGCACCCACUGGUGUGCCUCAUGCAAGCACAGCGGACGAACACGUCGGCCAAUACGUCGUACCUAAGGGAGCUACGGUAUUCAUGAACAUGUGGGGGAUUUUCCGCGACGAAGAGGUGUUCGAGAACCCUGAAGAGUUCAACCCUGACCGCUACAUGAAGUCAAAGUUCGGGACGAAGCCUGGGGCUGAUACUACAGGGUUCCGUGAGGAUAUCAUUUUCGGAAGUGGAAGGCGUAUCUGUCCUGGAAUGCAUCUGGCAUCAAACUCGAUUGCGUUGAACGUGAUGAACCUUCUCUGGGCUUUCGACUUCAACCACGCAAAGGACCCCCUCAACGGGCAACCGAUCCCGAUCGAUCCAAAUGCUUUCAGUGAUGGAAUCGUAUUGUCUCCAGAACCAUUCAAGUGUGACAUCCGUCCUCGGAGCCAGGCGAAGGCUGAGCUCAUACGGAAGGAGUUGACGGACGCAAAGUCUGUAUUCGAGCAGUUCGAACCAGCCAAGUCCAAAGUUUAGCCAAACGACCCUGUAUUCCGUUUGCUUGAGGUGUAGAUUAGCGUUAUAAUAGAGUUGAAGACGCCAUAACUCAGAGGUC